AGAAUUAUUUUUAAAGCCAGCUUUCCACUCUCCAUUCCUCGAUUUAUCAUAUUUUCGACGGCCGGCUGGAAUUCUGCUCCACCACCACGCUCUUUGCUUAAACAGCCAGCAGCCUCCCUCUCCUGACUUUCUGACAGUGAGAUUUCCAUUUGUUGCUUGUUGGAAUUUCGCUUAUCAAGUCUCCGUCUCUACCCAUUCCAGUUUUUUGUUUGUCAGCUUUCAGAUGAGUAACUUUUUCACUCGUCAUAUUUUUAAUAAUCAGUACCUACUACCUACCUACUCAUAUACAUAUAUUUUUCAACCGCCACUUAUCAAUCUCGUUUCAUUUUCAUCCAUUACAUUUUUUCGUGAUUAUUGAUGUGGUAUUGGUUAGAAUGAAGUUUCAUCAGUUUUGUAUUGUUUCAUUAUUUUAUAUUUGUCUGUUGUUUUUCGGUUUUGUGGGGCAGGUCCCAGGAGUAUGCGGUGCUCCUAAUAUCACAUUGAAAGCAGAAUUCGGUGAAGGACAGCGUUGUCAGUCAUCCAACGUGACGAAAGGAAACUGUAUUUUUGUCACCUUAUUCAAAAAAUUCUCAAUGAAAUGUCUCCCCGAUGGAUUUUCUUUGAACAGUAGUCUCUCGUUAGCCUGGCACUCUUCAAGAGAUAAUUACACUCAGUAUUCACUUGUACAAUCAGGAGACAAAGGCCGCCGAGAAGUGUCUGAUGGGUAUAUAAAAUGGACCUCGAUUACAGGAGACGAUGUUGCAUUUUACAUGUGCAAACUUAUGCAUAAGAAAACGGUCUCUGAUAAAGAAGAAGUUGUAGUGAUAGCCAAAGAAAUCUUCGAAGUGCGAGCAUUACCUGUGGCGGUGCCUGUAUUGAAAGAUUUAACUGUUGUUGACGGUGACACCAUCAACUUAAUGUGUGCAAUUGCCGGUAAAGCUAGCCGUGUUGUUUGGAAAUUCAUUGAUGAUAAUAAAAACGAAAAGACCUUGACGAAUGGCACCGAUAAUCGAGUAGAAUUGAGACCUUUCAGAGGAGUACCAGAUGCUACAGUAUCGAUCCCCAAUGCCAAUUCGACUCGCCAUCGCGGGAUGUACAAUUGUACAGCCAUUAGCGAAUUCGGAAAUAGUUCUGUGGAUGGAUCAUCUUAUGUUAGAAUUAAGAGCAAAUAUGCUUCUUUGGUUCCAUUCUUGGGAAUCUGCGCCGAAGUGAUCAUCUUAAGCAUUUUUAUGUACAUCCAUGAAAAGAAUAAACGAGAUAAAACCAAAUUAAAAGAAAGCGAUAGUGAGCAUGAACCAGAAACAUACCGAAAAGUUAGUCCGGGUCAUAGCCGUGGCAGCGUCUGCAGAUAUCGAAGAAAUGAUUUAAACACGAAUUGAGUUUCCAAUAUUGUCCCUGUACCUACAUGGAUGAGAUUCUUAAAACCGAAAUCAAGGCUCCUGUCCCAUGCAUUAUUCUAGUGUGUCUUCGAUUACAUAAUUAUUUUUAAAAAUUUUCAUUCUUAUUUAUGUUUCUCUUUAUUAAUUUAUCAUUCUACGAGUAAUACAUUAUAAACCCUCAGA
Molecule: messenger RNA, 1541 nt
Organism: Planococcus citri (citrus mealybug)
Lineage: Eukaryota; Metazoa; Arthropoda; Insecta; Hemiptera; Pseudococcidae
Product: basigin-like
Exons: 7
Coding region: 375-1358 (327 amino acids)
Source: RefSeq, a predicted model, not a curated record